This is a messenger RNA of Cuscuta epithymum, 1065 nucleotides long. The record is from the annotation of a GenBank genome assembly. Lineage: Eukaryota; Viridiplantae; Streptophyta; Magnoliopsida; Solanales; Convolvulaceae.
AUCAUAGUGCUGUGCUGACUAGGGAAGCAUUAUUUAUUUAUUUAUUUUAUUCGAAUACGGACCCGUUUCCAUUUCUGAGAAAAAGAAAACUCUCGCCAUUUGAUCACACGCAAACUCUAGAAAACCGUCAAACCCUAACCUGAAUCGCAAAUCAUUCCCGACGAAGAAAUCAUGGGGAACGCAGACAAAUUGAUGAAUCAGAUCAUGGAGCUCAAGUUCACGGCGAAGAGUCUCCAGCGCCAGGCUCGUAAAUGCGAGAAAGAGGAGAAAGCCGAAAAGGUCAAGAUCAAGAAAGCAAUCGAGAAGGGAAACAUGGACGGAGCUCGGAUCUACGCCGAGAACUCUAUCAGGAAGCGCAGCGAGCAGAUGAAUUAUCUCCGCCUCGCUUCCAGGCUCGACGCCGUCGUGGCCCGCCUCGACACCCAGGCUAAGAUGACAAACAUCGGCAAGUCCAUGGGAAACAUCGUCAAGUCCCUCAAUAGUACCCUCAACACUGGGAAUCUCCAGAAGAUGUCCGAGACAAUGGACACUUUCGAGAAGCAGUUUGUGAAUAUGGAGGUCCAGGCCGAGUUCAUGGAGAGCUCCAUGGCCGGGAGCACCUCCCUGUCCACCCCUGAGGACCAGGUCAACUCCCUUAUGCAACAGGUGGCCGAUGACUAUGGGCUUGAGGUUUCCGUUGGGCUUCCACAGCCUGCUGCUCAUGCCGUGCCCACAAACACGGCGGAGAAGGUCGAUGAGGACGACCUUUCAAGACGCCUUGCUGAGCUCAAGGCCCGUGGGUAAACGAUGUUCUACAAGUAUGUUGUGCUUAUAGCACUGCAGAUUGACCACUUCCAUAUACUGUAAUUGUGUAUUAAGUGAAUUUCUACAUGUCUGUCGUGCCUGCCUAUGCCUUGGUGUAUUUAUAUUUACAUUUGGAAUGUGGAGUUCAUUUCCAUUUAUGCUUUAAGGCUCUUAUUAUGAAAUUAUUAUGUGCAGCAUCAUUCUCUGCAGAGAGAGUACUUGAAUAUGUUUGAUGCAAAGUAAACAUCUUCUCUGGUAUUUGCAUUGCCUACAAAGAGGUUA